CAUUGACGUCAAUCUUCAGUUCUUCCGUUAAACAUUCCAACAAGGCAUGGCAACUUCCGCUCAACCUCACAUCAUUGUCGUUGGCGGCGGUAUUAUUGGUGCCGCAAUCGCCUGGCACCUGGCUCAACACACUAGCGUAACCGUCAUUGCAGAGGACAUUGGUGGGCCCGCCUCCACAGCCUCUUUCGCUUGGCUCAAUGCGAGCUCCGUCAGCCAAAAGUUCUACUACGAGUUUCGCCGUCGAUCCCUACAGAGAUGGAAACAGAUCCAUACGGAGCUUCCAGACCUUCCAAUCUCCUGGAGUGGCUCCAUUAAUUGGCACAAACCCACUGAGGUCCUGGCGAAGACCGAGAGUAACCUCACUGCUUGGGGCUACGAUAUCGCCGACAUGAAGAAAUCCCAAGUUUCUAAGCAAGAGCCAUUCUUUGAUCAGUCUACCUUGCCAGAUCGGGCCCUCUACUACCCUGAAGAGGGUGCUAUGGAAGCCCAUGUUGUCGCUCAGAUGCUCGUGGCGAAUGCAGAAGCCCAAGGCAACGUGAAAGUAAUCAGAGCGACAGCUAAGGGGCUUCUCCAGGAGAGUGGAAGCGUCAAGGGAGUCAAGCUGGCUUCUGGCGAGGAGAUCUCUGGCGAUCAUGUUGUCGUGGCUGCUGGGCUGGGUAGUGUGCCCCUUCUGGCGACUGAAGGAAUCACAGUCCCUAUCACCUCGGUACCAGCGCUGAUUGUAAACUCGAAACCGACUAAUGAAAGCUUGGUCAGGCAUGUAGUCAACUCGAAAUAUCUAUACAUUCGGCAGACAUCAGAUGGAAUCAUCAAGGCGGGCUGCGAGAAUCCAGGCGAUGACCCAGGCGACGAUCCGGAAGCAAUGGCACAUCAAGUCUUCUCCAAGGUCCGAUCAACGCUGGUUGGGGGAGAGACCAUUGAGUUUGACUAUUACACAGUGGGUUACAAGCCGACUCCUAAAGACGGCCUGCCAAUCAUUGGCCCAACUGGCCUGGAAGCGGUCAGUGUCGCUGUCAUGCACUCUGGUGUUACAAACGCUGCUAUUGUCGGAGAACUGCUCAGCAAACAGAUCCUCACGGGCGAGAUGGAUCCAAAUCUUGAGCAUUUUCGUCUCGAUAGAUUCAAUGAAUAAGCGAAGAGAUAUCGUAUUAAAUGAAUGUUGAUAUCUAAACCCGAUUCAAGAAGUCUGUGGCUUUCGACCAUAAACCGCGCGGUAACGAAAGAAAGGAUGGUUCGCAGUCGAUCUAAGCUCACG
Fusarium odoratissimum NRRL 54006 is the source of this 1255-nucleotide messenger RNA. RefSeq lists its product as uncharacterized. The record is from RefSeq and is a predicted model, not a curated record. Bases 47 to 1132 code for a protein of 361 amino acids. The transcript has a single exon. Gene Ontology annotation, cellular component: cytoplasm. Gene Ontology annotation, molecular function: oxidoreductase activity. NCBI's taxonomy places the organism in Eukaryota, Fungi, Ascomycota, Sordariomycetes, Hypocreales, Nectriaceae.